AUGGGAAGGUUCUUUUACCUGAUGAAUUCAUUCAUUUUUUCCUCUUUUUAUUUCCUGUUUAUGUUCAUCCCAUUCAUUCUACAAUUGGGUUUAUCAGAAUUUGAUCACAAUUUGCUACUUUCUAAAUUUAUCAUACAUCCCCUUUCAAAUUGUUUUCCCUCCCCUUCUACGAUCGGACCCGAAGUGAUCGUGUUUCUAGGGAUUGAAACGAAAGAAAUCGAGCUCGAUCAAUGUUAUUAUAAGAAUACAGAUCAAAAGAGAUUUAGAAAGAGGCGUCGGAAACUGAUGGGAAAGUGGUGGUUUGAACAUUUGAUGACGAAAGCCUCAAGAGAUCCGGCCGGACGUAGCAGAACGAACGCCGCAGCCCUUCAUCCAGGGGAUUCGAUAGCAAAACGGAAAUAUCCGACCGCCGAUUCCGAAAUCGUAGAGGGGAAGAGUUUCAGGUGGGAGAUGCGUGGAGGAGGCGAUGAUCGGCAUCAGAACGCAGCUGCUGGAUGUAAGCAAUUAGCAAAUUCUAUAUUAAUGGAAAACGACAGCCAUUGUUGUCCUCGCACGCCCCGUUGCUUCCUUAAUCAUCGUAAUAAAUUUAUGCGAUUUGGACCGACAUGGGGCUGGACUUUGGUUGGGCACUCUCAGACACCAACACCACGUCGUAAGUGA
Cucurbita maxima (winter squash) is the source of this 660-nucleotide messenger RNA. RefSeq lists its product as uncharacterized. Bases 1 to 660 code for a protein of 219 amino acids. NCBI's taxonomy places the organism in Eukaryota, Viridiplantae, Streptophyta, Magnoliopsida, Cucurbitales, Cucurbitaceae. The transcript has 4 exons. The record is from RefSeq and is a predicted model, not a curated record.